Molecule: messenger RNA, 993 nt
Organism: Chaetomium fimeti
Lineage: Eukaryota; Fungi; Ascomycota; Sordariomycetes; Sordariales; Chaetomiaceae
Product: Manganese/iron superoxide dismutase
Exons: 2
Coding region: 199-933 (244 amino acids)
Biological process (GO): superoxide metabolic process
Cellular component (GO): mitochondrion
Molecular function (GO): metal ion binding; superoxide dismutase activity
Source: RefSeq, a predicted model, not a curated record
CGCGUGUCAACAGCAACUGCAACCCUUCCCAGGCAGGAAGACCCGACGCGACGUGCUCCACGGCAAGUGCAACUCAGACAACUUGCUCACUCAGACAACUGCGCACCUUGAUGAGCACGUUUCGCCGAUUCGCCAUUUUCAUCCCGUCCGAACCCUAAAACGUGCAGCAGACGGCCCACCGAAGAGGGAAGCGCCAAAAUGGUCAACUUCAGCAAUCUCCUCCAGUAUCUCGCCCUGCAGUCACCGCUACACUCGAGCGACACCACCGACCCCAACAACACCACUCUCAAUCUCGCCAAGAUGGGUCUCACCGCCUACACCCUGCCGGCCUUGCCGUACUCUUACGAUGCGCUCGAGCCGCACAUCUCGGCCCAGAUCAUGGAGCUGCACCACAGCAAGCACCACCAGGCUUACGUGACCAACCUCAACAAGGCCCUCGAGUCGCACGUCGCCGCCGUCGCAUCGGACGACGUGGCUGGCCAGAUCGCCCUCCAGCAGGUCAUCAAGUUUAACGGCGGUGGUCACAUCAAUCACUCGCUGUUCUGGAAGAACUUGGCGCCUGCGGGGAGCGAUGAGGCGAACCUAAACCAGGCCGGCGGUUUGGUGGCCGAGAUUGAGAAGACGUGGGGGAGCUUUGACGCUUUCAAGAAGGCAUUCUCCGCGGCGCUGCUGGGGCUUCAGGGAAGUGGCUGGGGCUGGCUGGUCAAGGAAGCUGGGAACGGAGCCGGCCUGCGCAUCGUCACCACCAAAGACCAAGACCCUGUCGUUGGCGGGGAUGUGGCGAUCUUCGGGGUCGACAUGUGGGAGCAUGCCUACUACCUUCAGUAUCUGAACGGGAAGGCUGCGUACGUUGAGAACAUCUGGAAUGUUAUCAACUGGAAGACCGCCCAGGACCGUUUCGCGGGGAGGUCUGAGGAGAAGACCGAACUUUAAAACAUGACGGGUUUCGCGUGUUUGAAUAGCUAAAUUCUAAUUUCUUUACUUGCCGGUUCA